Messenger RNA from Salmo salar (Atlantic salmon), 6056 nucleotides. RefSeq lists its product as uncharacterized. Gene Ontology annotation, molecular function: nuclear retinoic acid receptor binding. Gene Ontology annotation, biological process: regulation of DNA-templated transcription. NCBI's taxonomy places the organism in Eukaryota, Metazoa, Chordata, Actinopteri, Salmoniformes, Salmonidae. The record is from RefSeq and is a predicted model, not a curated record.
UUUUAUUAUUGUAGCCGUCUCAAGUGGGGAUUCAAGAUCGUCGAUGUUUUAUGAACGUUGUUUUGGACUGUUCGCCCUCUGGGUUGAAUGGAGAUGAGAGAAAUAUACUGAUGUAUUGAUUUCUACAGUUUGAUACAAAUACUGGUCUCAAUUGAGUCUUGAAAACAGGCUUUUAUACGCGGAUUCUGAUGCUGUUGAUGAACUUGAAUUAUUCAAUUUCUUGAACGUACACCCUGGUAACGUUUCACGGAAGUGUAACGCAAAAAAAGGAUAUCUACGGAAAUUGAUUGACGACAGCUAUAUGUUAUUUAGUCAGCUGGAUAACGUUAGUUUUGGAAAGUGACAUUAUUUUCCAGGAGAAAGUAGUGCAUACCAGUCAUGUAAUGUAAAUUAGACGAGUUAGCUAUUUAGACAGUCCUUUAUACAAAAGCAACGUAACGAGCGUUACCCUGGCCUGAGCUGUUUAAUCAGAGACCGACAGCUCUAGGCUAGCUAGCUAACGUUAGAUGGCGCAGCCGUCAACAAACGACGUUACCAGACAUUAGAUAACCUACGACGUUACCAUAUUUUUCUGUUAGGCAUGCAUGUAUCUUGAUAUAAACAACAAGGGGUUCGCGCUGCUUUUUGGCGCUUCACACUGCCGACUUUGUCUGGUUCGAUAGACAAGUUAACUAGCUACCUAGCUAGCUACCUUGGAUAGCAUGAGUAACUUGAAUAUCUCAUACAGUAAUCAAGGCAAAACGAUGGCAUCUCAAGGCGCGUGUCGCAGUGGGACAGGUGUCUUUUACCAAGCGAUGCCAGCUGUGGGAACUGAUGGGAGAAAUGUUAUGAAACUGAUCCCUGUUCAAAAAGUAAACGGACAGUUUGUUCGAUCACCAACAAGCACUAUGAAGGACAUGGCUGAACCUCAACGAGAUCUUACCUUGGAUGUGCCAUCAAUUUCGAAGAUUAACAUGUCUACUUUGGGACCCACAGCUAAAGGACAAUCAGUGAAUAAAAGGCCAUUUUACAUGAGUACCUCUCAAAAUCCAACCAAUCUGACAGGAAUAUAUAAAUCAGUGAGCAUCCAGACUCCUAUAGUAACAACAAAAGUAGCCCAAAGUGCGUUAUCCUUGACAUCACCUGAGCUAACACUUUUGAAUAAGGAUCAGCUGCCAGUCACUGUGAAAUCUCCAGCGCUUCCAAAUGGACAAUACCUUCAAAUUCCUCCUAAUGCUCAAGUGAAAACCCUUCCAGCAUCCGCACUCCCCCCAGCCAUAAAGAGACAGAUAUUUACUUCAUCAACGAGCUGUGCCUCAAAUUCGAAUUUACCAAUGGUUCUUUAUGUGUCCCCUGUCCAAACCAUGAAACCGGGUGGUACUCCAUUAUGUCCAACAUCUCAGAAGGCACCCCUCUCCCUCAGCCGAUUUUCAAGGUCAUCUGGCCAGACACAUUCUACAUGCUCUUCAUCAGGCUCAACACCGUGUUCUACUACUGCUAAGGAUGGCAAAAGACCAGUCACUCCUAUUAAGUGGGUGAUUGAGGAGGCAGAUGGCUCACCUGCGCCAUGCCUUGUUCCUGUGAAUUCCUCUUCUAUGACCUCAGAUAUUUUGAAAACUCUGGCAGAGAUGGAAAAAGCCACCAAACCCUGUGAAAACACAGCAAAAAAGUAUUCACCUUCCCAAGAGAGUCAGACAAAAAUUGGCCAAGAGAAGGACAAUGCCUUAGUGAUGUACAAUGGGAAGGUGUAUUUUGUGGCCAAGAGAACCCCUGAGCUUUGUAACCGACCAUCAAAGCCCUUGGAGGCCAGUAGGAACAUGGGUGACUCCACCACACAGGCAGCAGAAAGUGUUGGAUUCAAUCAGAGAAUCAGUUUACCGCCCUCCCUACCCUUAAGCUCCUCACUUGGAUCACAAUUGUCAAAUAAAACCAGACCAGAUCCUAAACACAUUGUUAUACCAGAUGACAUCAUUGACCUCUGUGACGAUGAUCCCCAAGAUGACCUUACAUACCAGGCAAUAUCAACAAGGGACGUAACAAGGCAACCUUUCAGACAGUCUGAAGUCGAUGAGGACGAAGACUCCAAUGUAAUAUUUGUCUCAUACCUUCCACCCAAAACAGUGUCUAAAGUAGCUGAAGAAAACAAAGAAAUGGCUCAUAUGUUGAAUGACUUGGAAGCUGAACAAGAAGUGUUAUGCGGUCAAGAUCAUUUGAAUGGCCAGGUAGUGGAUAGUCAGAACAAAGUAUCUGGCCUGUCAAUAGAAAAGUGUCAGAGCGUUGCCACUGCCCAAGACAUGGCAGGCUGUCACGGUAGUGCAACAGGCCAAGAGUUGAACUCCCGCCAGCAUAACAUCACUGGUCAGUAUAGGAAAAUUCUGCAAAGAUUUCAUGGCCGUGCAACUGGAAUCCGAAUAGAGAACAUUCAGGGUAAUGCCACUAGCAAGGAAAUGGGAAUCAGUCAUCCCAGUGCCUCAACCCAAGAAAUGGGGAAUGUCCAGGAUGAUGCCACUGACCAGGGAAAUGGAAACAGCCAGCACCAUCCUGCCAUGCAAGAAAUGGACAACAUUACUGGAAGUACCUCUCUCCAAACAGAAAUGGAGACUCACAAAGAAAAGAGCUCAUCAGAUCCCAUCCCAGAGCAGCGGACUUCUGUGUUGGACAUGGAAUCUUUGGAAACUUGUGAUCGCCUGCUGAAACAGAUGUUUGGGAUCACAUCUGAUGUGAAAAUAUGUUUGGAGAGGAUUGACGCUAAACCCAAGGCUGUCCCUAAGGUGUUUCCUCGGAUUGGGACCACAAACAAACGUACCAUAGAGGCUAUUCGCAAAUUGUUACAGGGAUCAAACAUUUUGAUAAAAAAGAGGGAACACAAGGAAACAGAGGUCUCUGCAACUAGGAAGGAUGGUAGUUGCCCAAUAGAUGCUAAAAGACUGAAAAUAGAAAAGGUUAAAAAUGCAUCUGAAAGUUCAGAAAACACAGAGCCCCUCACCAGUCCAACUCCUCAGCUGGAAAUGCAGCCCUUCAUGAGUCCAAGUCCUCAGUUGAAAAUGCAGCCCCUCACCGGUCCAAGUCCUCAGUUGAAAAUGCAGCCCCUCACCAGUCCAAGUCCUCAGUUGAAAAUGCAGCCCCUCACCAGUCCAAGUCCUCAGUUGGAAAUGCAGCCCCUCACCGGUCCAAGUCCUCAGUUGGAAAUGCAGCCCCUCACCGGUCCAAGUCCUCAGUUGGAAAUGCAGCCCCUCACCGGUCCAAGUCCUCAGUUGGAAAUGCAGCCCCUCACCGGUCCAAGUCCUCAGUUGGAAAUGCAGCCCCUCACCGGUCCAAGUCCUCAGUUGGAAAUGCAGCCCCUCACCAGUCCAAGUCCUCAGUUGAAAAUGCAGCCCCUCACCAGUCCAAGUCCUCAGUUGAAAAUGGAGGCCCUCACCAGUCCAAGUCCUCAGUUGAAAAUGGAGGCCCUCACCGGUCCAAGUCCUCAGUUGAAAAUGGAGGCCCUCACCGGUCCAAGUCCUCAGUUGAAAAUGGAGGCCCUCACCGGUCCAAGUCCUCAGUUGAAAAUGGAGGCCCUCACCGGUCCAAGUCCUCAGUUGAAAAUGGAGGCCCUCACCGGUCCAAGUCCUCAGUUGAAAAUGCAGCCCCUCACCGGUCCAAGUCCUCAGUUGAAAAUGCAGCCCCUCACCGGUCCAAGUCCUCAGUUGAAAAUGCAGCCCCUCACCGGUCCAAGUCUUCAGUUGAAAAUGCAGCCCCUCACCGGUCCAAGUCCUCAGUUGAAAAUGGAGGCCCUCACCAGUCCAAGUCCUCAGUUGAAAAUGGAGGCCCUCACCAGUCCAAGUCCUCAGUUGAAAAUGGAGGCCCUCACCAGUCCAAGUCCUCAGUUGAAAAUGCAGCCUCUCACCAGUCCAAGUCCUCAGUUGGAAAUGCAGCCCCUCACCAGUCCAAGUCCUCAGCUAGACAUCUUAUCUGAUGCUGAACAUAUAUUUGGCUUUGAGGAACUGACUGUCAAUAAUCUAAUUUCCACCGCAGUUGAAACAGGGGUCCCUUCCAAACCUCUGCCAGAAAUCAAUCCAGUAUAUAUUUCAAAAAGAAGCUCAAACUUACCCGUUCCAUCUGUCCACCCACAAACAAACGCUGAAGCUAUGGAUUGCGCUCCUGGGCCCUUCUGUGGCACAGCAAGCAACAUAAAGCCGAACUCUAGAAGAAGGGGAAAAGGGAAAAGAUGCACAGCAUGUCCAUGUGGGGUGACUGGAACACCAGUACAAGAGAAAGCAAUGAGCUCAUCAUCCACUUCACAAGAGGAGCCUAGUUCAUCUAAACCACCAAACACCAGGUUCUCAGGGAGCAGUACCAGUGCAAUUGCAAAAUCAGCUAAAAGAAAGGGUAGAAAGUCCACAAAGGCUCAAAUGCAAGAUAAAGAGCUAACAUCUGUGGAGAUCCAAUGUCCUUCAACUGUGAGUGAGCAGGGAAGUAGUACAGCUGGAGAGAUCCCAACCAGUUAUCUCUGCUCUACAGCGCUCAUGGACCCUGAAGAAAUCAAGCGUCAUGAGAGAAUCAAACGACUGAAAGAACUCUUGAAGGAGAAGGAGGCUGCUCUUGCAAUGAUUAGAAAGAACAUGGGCUGAAUUGGACUAAAUCGCUUUCCAAAUUCCAAUGUAUUGCGUUGCAUAACUUCAGCCUUGUAGAACUCUUAUUUGAAUUGUCAUAUUUACAGUUCAUUCAGAAAGUAUUCAGACCCGUUUACUUUUUCCACAUUUUAUGUUUCAGCCUUAUUCUAAAAUCGAUUAAAUAAAUAAAAAUCCUCAUGAAUCUACACACAGUACCCAAUAAUGACAAAGCGAAAAACAUUUUUUAGAAAUGUUUGCAAAUGUAGAAAUAUAAAAUGAAAAGUAUUCAGAGUCUUUGCUAUGAGACUCGAAAUAGAGUUAAGAUGCAUCCUGGUUCCAUUGAUCAUCCUUGAGAUAUUUCUACAACUUGAUUGGAGUCCACCUGUGGUAAAUUCAAUUGAUUGGACAUGAUUUGGAAAGGCACACACCUGUCAAUAAGGUCCCACAGUUGUCAGAUCUGUGGAAGGGUACCAAAAAUAUCUGCAGCAUUGAAGGUCCCCAAGAACAUAGUGGCCUCCAUCAUUCUUAAGUGGAAGGAGUUUGGAACAAACAAGACUCUUCCUAGAGCUGGCCAAACUGAGCCAAACUGGGUAGAAGAGCCUUGGUCAGGGAGGUUUACAUUAAUGUUACUACAAAUGUAUUAUUUAGUUGAAUAUAUCCAACGAUUUUGUGCAAUAGGACUUGUAUAAUGACAACUUAGUAUAAAAUUAGUGUGUUUGGCUUUUUGUGAUGACUACAUUUGUAAGCACUUGUACGCUAUCAAAAUAAUGAAGUCAAGUACUAGUAACAUUACGCGUUAACACAUUAACUUUGGCAGCCCUAGUCUGAAUACCUAUGUAAAUGUAAUGUUUUUUUAGGUUUAAUACAUUUGCUAACAUUUCUAAGUCUGUUUUUGCUUUGUCAUUAUGGGGUAUUGUGUGUAGACUGAUGAGGGUAAAAAAUCUAUUUAAUCAAUUUUAGAAUAAGGCUGUAAUGUAUCAAAAUGUGGAAAAAGUCAAGGGGUCUGAAUAGUUUCCAAAUGUAAUGUUUUAUUACCUGCAGGAAAUGCAUUUAUUUUCUGUAUUGAAUGUUUAAUUCCAAAAUACAAUAAUUCCAGUGAUAACAUGUAAUUUACAUUUUUAUGACAAUGUUCCUAGGUUUUCCUGUUUAGUCCUAGAGGGGUAGGUAUUGAGUAUGUUGAUGCAUUGACUAAGCAUCUUAAGAUAUGUUUUCUGAAAAUAUUUCAGUUUUACUGAUUAGCAUUUUUACAAUGUUUGUAUUUCUGCCUUAUCAGCUUUUGCACCUAGGUUUUCUAUUUGUUCUGCAAAGAUUGAUCACAAUUCUAUCCACAAAAUGCAUGCAGAUACUUGUUGGCUCCCUUUAGAGUAAUUUAUUUUAUAAUGGACUAAUGUAAUAUUAACAUUUGAUUAGGUAGGCAUAAGUGUUUUUCUGUCUACGAAUAAAAAUAUUGUAACAAAAAAUAUGUAAUAAAUAAUAUUGUCAGUA